Coniosporium apollinis CBS 100218 is the source of this 2409-nucleotide messenger RNA. RefSeq lists its product as uncharacterized. The record is from RefSeq and is a predicted model, not a curated record. Gene Ontology annotation, molecular function: GTPase regulator activity. The transcript is spliced from 2 exons. Lineage: Eukaryota; Fungi; Ascomycota; Dothideomycetes. The coding region runs from base 1 to 2409 and encodes 802 amino acids. Gene Ontology annotation, cellular component: nucleus; cytoplasm.
AUGGAUAUCCUUCUCUCAAAAGUCACCCAGCAGGCUAUGAACUAUGCUAUCCGCUCGGGAGUCACCAUCACUGCUGGCUACGCAAUCCGGCAAUGUUCGCGACUGGCGAAGAACGUCAAGGGCACUGAGAAGGAAGAGCUUGCUUCGCUACAGUUGCGGUUAGAGAGCAAAAUCAGGAUCAUCUCUCCAGCCAUUGAUAUGAUCGAGCUGAUAGCAGCACGUGGCAACACAUCGCUAGAGUCAGCGGUAACUCUGACGAAAGCCCUACGAUGGGACAUUCAGUCGUUGGGGAUUCGCCUCGCGAAAGCCGCAAGCGAAGAAGAGCUUGCUCGUCGGGGCAGCUCCAAGGCAAAGUCUAAGGAACAAAACGUCCUUGAGUUCAAACUCAUCAUCUCCGACAUCAAGAGGCUCCUUGAACGGAUAGAGGAUGCGGUUCCGCUCAUCAAUCUUGCUAUCACUACAUCCGGGGUUAGUCUUUCAACAACCAUGCCAGCUACAGUUUCUCCGUCCAGGCUACUGCAAGCUAGUACAUUUCUCACAGCUGGGGACACUCAAUAUGCCAUGGCGCAUUCUCGGGCGGUACAGAUAGGUCCUACCUUUACUCUGUCGAUAUACAUGCUCUUUGGCGGGCACGCCUACCGACCUCAUGACGAGGAAGGCAUUCGAGAGACGACCUGGAAGGAGGUCAUUCACAAGGCCCGCGUUAAACUGAUCCGUAUCCCGCUCAACAAAGUGUAUGAUUACCCAUCAGGCAACGCUACGCCACCGAUACGUAGCUUCAACGAUGUCGGCGAUCUCAACGGGUCCCACACCCCGCCCCUUAUUCCGGCGGAAGGUAAGGCACACGAGUUCGCUUAUCAACUGCUCAUCAUCGAAGACUUGAACGAUGAUCGCGUGCACACUUUCGAAGAGGGCGAGGCCCAGCCAGGCCCUUUCGAAGACGUGGCUACUGCAGGCAUACGCGAGGUUGUCCCCAUUCAUGAGGUCUCGAAGAUUUUCUACGCCGACACAGGCAGGAUCCUUAACAUAGGGACUGAUGGCGAGACAAACAAUCCGAUUCUCUUGCUGAAACGCGAUGUCAACGCAGCACCUCCUCGCCGGAUGAUGGAGAGGCAGCCAAGCGAGCAGUGCUGGCAGCAAGAUGAUGUUGACCAAGCAGGCGGUCCCUCUGUGUCAGACAUUCCUGAUGAGCACUCCGAGGUCGAGGCGCAGUUACGCAGAGAGUCUUCGGUACCGCCGCCACAAAAAUCUGAGCCGAUACCACCAGUAUCACACGCCUGGCGAUUUCCUCCAGAUCUUGAUCCAGAGUGGCUUGCCUUUGAGGUGUACACCGAAGCUCCAGACUCCGAUGAGGAAGACGAGGAAGAAGAAAGCGAUGUUCAACUCGAAUCAUCAUCGCUGCAGGCCCCAACACAGCCGCCUCAUACACAAUCCCUUGCCUCCGCCUUUUCAAAUCUUACCCUUCGCGGUUCUUCACCAGACAAGGCAUUCUCCUCACCACAGCCAAAUGCACAUAACCAGCUUAUACCAAGCCCCCAGAAGCCGUCGGUGCCGGCAAAAUCACCGUCACCGCAGCCUACAAUAGCCGCUGUUCCGGCUCUCAAGACGUCCCUGUCACUACUUGAGAUGUUGAUUCGUCUGACCGCUCUACAGCAGUUUCAGCAGUCGUCACAUCUUGCCAUUCCUGACGAACUCCUUACCUUUUUCCUUUCCGAGUCUUCGUCAACCGGCGCAGGUGGUGAUGCUGAGAGGCGGCGGCGAGUGAGGAGUGACGCAAGACGACGAGUCGGAUUUGACCCCUACGAGGAGAGUCCGCUGAAGUGGCGGGGAGAGGAGUAUUAUCAGGGCCCAGCUGCAGAGCCCACACACGGCCAAGGUCUCGCGAGGCAAGACGGCCGAUUCAUGACCCCAUCUAGCUAUCGGCAAGGCGUAACCCCCGGCUAUCAGGAUUACUACGAGGAAGAUGAAUACGAGUAUGACGAGGGCUGGGCAGGCGCAGAACCAUCCCCCAACAAUCUCCGCUCCAUCCGCUCACCGCCAACCCCGCGAUUAUCAGGACCAACCCUCCAGAAUGGCCUAACGCCCUCAUCUCCAUCCCCAUCCUACUUUGGCAACCACGACAUGCCGCCACCUCGACACUCACGGCAUGGCACUCCAACCACAGAUCCCCGCCGUCGCGUGCACUACACACAAACUCCGCCGCCUACGGACAGACGGCAGAUGAAUCCGUUGGCGAAGUCGGGUUCGCAGCCUGCGACGCCGCCGCUGACGUUAAAGACUAGACAGGGGGUUAUGCGGAGAGAGAGUUCUAAGGCGGGGGGCGUGAGUCUGCCGAAGAGCGUGUCGAGUCCGCUGGGGAGGGAGAUGAGUGUGGUGCAGAGCGUAGAGACAGAGCCCGAGGCGGGCUGA